CACCGCUGGGCCUGGUUCCUUGGACGAGCCUCAAGUUUUGCUAUUCUUGUGCCCUAGGAGCUUGCCUUCUCAAAUCUCCGGUUACAUUCCUAAUUCUCCAAUAACUCCCUUCGAAAAUUUUAAAUCUUCCCCCUAAACCUCCAAUCCUUCCCGAUCACCCGCCUCUGAAUUCUAGCCGUAUCUCAACUAGGGUUUGGAUCCCUUUUCCCUUGCUUUCUGAUCCAAUCUAGUUUUUUUUUUUCCUUAAAAAAUAUCGUUCUUACUACUAUCAGUUAUAUGGUCUAUUAUUGAUUUAUAGAUUUGAGUUCAGUCUAGGGUUUCGAAUACUGAUCCUGAAAGUUGCAAUUUUGGCUUCGACGAGUUUUGGGGGAGGAUUUCUUUAACUGGAGUUUUGAAUUUUGUUCCCAAAAUCGUUGUUUUGGUAGAAAACUUGGCUUUGAAGGCUUUAAUAGGGUCAUCGAAAACACUUUUUCCGAAGAGCAGGUCAACGUACUGUUGGUGGAGGAGGGUGUGGUUUGAGCCUGCAUUUGUUGUUAUAAAUUGAAGAUGCCGAGAUGCUGGCUCUGAAUCGUAACGGGUUCACCAAUAUGAGCCGUUUUUUUCAUUUGGCUGAAUGGCAUCCGUUAGGAUAGCAAAGCAGAUUUGGGCUUGGAGCCCUCUCCUCCUCCUGUAAACAGGGUUCGAGUUUCUCAUGUUAAGUAAGAAUAAGAUUAUUGCGAGAAUGAUAGGCUGCUGCGGUUGCUUUGGCUUUGGUUUUAGCAGAAGGCCUAAACGAGAACUGAGGCCAACUUCUGGCUUUAAUAAUCACCAUUCCUUGGAGUUGUUGUUGGAUGAAGAUGUUGAAGAUGAUGAUGAGUGUUCAUACAAUGGUGAUGUUACAGAUACCACUCGUGAAGAUGAUGCUGUGUUGCACAGUCGUGCCAAUCGUUCUGAAGAGAUUUUAAGGUUCAGGGAACAGAAUGGAAUGAUUUGCAGGCAAAAUCCUGUCAAGGAAACUCAAAAGAUUGUCCGCACGGAGGAUGAAAAUGGCAAUAAGAUGGUCAAUGAGUAUAUUCGUGAGUAUAAAAUUGGUGCUGGUAGCUAUGGGAAAGUGGUUUUAUAUCGGAGCAGCGUGGAUGGGAAGCAUUAUGCAAUUAAGGCAUUUCACAAGUCUCAUUUAUUAAAGCUACGAGUUGCACCCUCAGAGACUGCCAUGACUGAUGUGCUUCGUGAGGUUCUUAUCAUGAAAAUGUUAGAUCAUCCUAAUAUAGUCAAUCUCAUUGAGGUGAUUGAUGACCCAAGCACAGAUCAUUUUUAUAUGGUUCUUGAGUUUGUGGAAGGCAAAUGGGUUUGCGAGGGUUCAGGUCCACCAGGUGGCUUAGGAGAGAUCACAGCAAGAAAGUACUUGCGGGAUGUAGUUUCAGGGCUUAUGUACCUCCAUGCUCAUAAUAUUGUGCAUGGCGAUAUUAAACCUGACAAUUUGCUAGUUACUCACAAUGGUACAGUUAAGAUAGGUGAUUUCAGUGUCAGCCAGGUGUUUGAGGAUGAAAAUGAUGAGCUUCGUCGGUCCCCUGGGACUCCUGUUUUCACUGCCCCUGAGUGCUGUCUUGGUCUAACCUAUCAUGGCAAAGCCGCAGACACGUGGGCUGUGGGAGUAACUUUGUACUGUAUGAUUCUGGGACAUUAUCCAUUUCUUGGGGAGACACUGCAGGAUACUUAUGAGAAGAUUGUUAAUAGCCCUUUGGUUCUCCCUGAUGACAUGAAUCCCCGGCUGAAGAACUUGCUGGAAGGACUUCUUUGCAAAGAACCAAACAUGAGAUUGACAUUGGAGGCUGUUGCAGAGCACACCUGGGUUAUUGAGGAGGAUGGGCCAAUUCCUCACUAUUUAUGUUGGUGCAAGCAAAAGAGCCUGCAGAGGGAAGAAUCUGAUGGGAUCAAUGAUGAUACUCAAAUAACUCCUACCGACUGAAUUGUUUUCUCACGUUAUGUACAGUACAAAAUUUGGCUUACGUGCAUUGCAUUCUUGAGGGCGAUCACUUCCAAGCCACUCUUCUCAUGAUCCUGUUUAGGUAUGGUGAGUAUUCAGGUGAGAAAUUUUAUUCAUCAUCAUUUUAUCAUCUUCUCAAGAUGUGGCAUCAAAUGAUUUGCCUAUAAGUGGAAUAUAACAAACACUCUUCAAUCUUUCAGUAUCAUGUGAUGGGAUGUUGGGGGAGGAUGAAAUAGGGAUGGUAUCAUUUCUCAUUGGGUAAUGACCCUCUGCCCAAAUGAUGAAUAUUGGAUAGCCUAGGUUUUGCUAAUUGCAUCCAGCGUGGACUUCUGUUUACCCUUUGUUUUUUAGGUGGGAAACUGGACUUGACCAUCUUUUUAGGUUUUAUCAAAGUUAUCACCUAAUUAAAUCUAAUAUGUUUUAGUGAGAUAAUUGCAAUUCCAUACUAGUGUUCAUGAAGGAGGAUGACUCAUUUGGUUAAUUUAUCUAUAAAUAUGAUUCAUUGGUA
Molecule: messenger RNA, 2474 nt
Organism: Carya illinoinensis
Lineage: Eukaryota; Viridiplantae; Streptophyta; Magnoliopsida; Fagales; Juglandaceae
Product: serine/threonine-protein kinase GRIK2-like
Exons: 14
Coding region: 692-1948 (418 amino acids)
Biological process (GO): protein phosphorylation; intracellular signal transduction
Cellular component (GO): cytoplasm
Molecular function (GO): ATP binding; protein serine/threonine kinase activity
Source: RefSeq, a predicted model, not a curated record